GGCGCGAUGGCCGGGCGCGGGACGUACACGUUCGCAAAGGGCGGGUCGCUCGAGUGCGACUUCGCGGACGACCGCGCGCAGGGCAAGGGCGUGCUCAAGCUGCCCGACGGCACGACCUACAAGGGCGCCUUCGUCGACGGCGCCAUGCACGGGCGGGGCGUGCUCCGCGCGAACGGCGCGACCUACAAGGGCGCCUUCGCCGCGAACAUGUUCCACGGCAAGGGCAAGCUCACGUUCCCGUCCGGCGACACGUACAGCGGCGCCUUCGCGAAACACGCCUUCCACGGCAAGGGCGUCUACGCGUGGCGGAGCGGCAAGAGGUACGAGGGCCACUUCAAAGGGGGCCGGCUCACGGGCGACGGCGUCUACACCUGGACCGAGGGCCAGAAGUACACGGGGGCCUACGUCAACGGCCGCCGCGAGGGCCGCGGC
Molecule: messenger RNA, 432 nt
Organism: Aureococcus anophagefferens
Lineage: Eukaryota; Pelagophyceae; Pelagomonadales; Pelagomonadaceae
Exons: 1
Source: RefSeq, a predicted model, not a curated record